This is a messenger RNA of Penicillium cosmopolitanum, 2412 nucleotides long. RefSeq names its product rRNA methyltransferase spb1 (gene spb1). The coding region runs from base 1 to 2412 and encodes 803 amino acids. The transcript is spliced from 4 exons. Gene Ontology annotation, molecular function: rRNA (guanine) methyltransferase activity; rRNA (uridine-2'-O-ribose)-methyltransferase activity. Gene Ontology annotation, cellular component: preribosome, large subunit precursor; nucleolus; nucleus. Lineage: Eukaryota; Fungi; Ascomycota; Eurotiomycetes; Eurotiales; Aspergillaceae. The record is from RefSeq and is a predicted model, not a curated record. Gene Ontology annotation, biological process: maturation of 5.8S rRNA from tricistronic rRNA transcript (SSU-rRNA, 5.8S rRNA, LSU-rRNA); rRNA methylation; maturation of LSU-rRNA from tricistronic rRNA transcript (SSU-rRNA, 5.8S rRNA, LSU-rRNA).
AUGGCGAUCCAGAAGAAGCACGGAAAAGGUCGUUUGGAUAAAUGGUAUCGGUUGGCCAAGGAGAAGGGCUACCGAUCCCGUGCUGCUUUCAAGCUUGUUCAAUUGAACAAGAAGUAUGGAUUCUUGGAGAAGAGUAAGGUCCUAAUCGAUUUGUGUGCUGCGCCUGGUGGUUGGUGUCAAGUGGCGGCAGAAUGCAUGCCUAACCAGAGUAUCAUCAUCGGUGUCGAUCUCGCCCCGAUCAAGCCCAUUCCUCGAGUCAUUACCUUCCAAAGCGAUAUCACAACGGACAAGUGCCGCGCUACCAUCCGGUCUCAUGUCAAACAUUGGAAAGCGGACACUGUCAUUCACGAUGGUGCGCCCAAUGUCGGUUCCGCUUGGGUCCAAGAUGCCUUCUCUCAGGCGGAGUUGGUCUUGGAGUCGAUGAAGCUAGCCGCGGAGUUUUUGGCUGAGGGCGGAACUUUUGUCACCAAGGUUUUCCGUUCCAAGGACUACAACCCUUUGCUGUGGGUGUUCAAGCAGCUCUUCACAUCGGUUGAGGCUACGAAGCCUCCUUCUUCCCGUAACGUGUCUGCCGAAAUUUUCGUCGUUUGCCGUGGCUAUAAGGCCCCUAAGCGGCUCGAUCCCAAGUUUCUCGAUCCCAAAUAUGUUUUCGCCGAACUCUCCGCCCCAACUCCUAACCACGAAGCCAAGGUCUUCAACCCCGAAGUGAAGAAGCGUAAGCGUGAUGGUUACGAAGAAGGAGACUACACCCAGUUCAAGGAACUCCCGGCGACCGAGUUCAUUAACACUACAGACCCUAUCGCUAUCCUGGGUUCUUACAACAAACUCAGCUUCCAGCAACCAAUCGGCGGAGACCUCGCUAUGCAGACUUUGAACAGAUUGGAGGAAACUACAGAAGAAAUCCAAACUUGCUGUGAGGAUCUUAAGGUUCUUGGAAAGAAGGAAUUCCGAAACCUGCUUCGAUGGCGCAUUAAGGUCCGUGAGAAGUUUGGUCUUGUGUUAAAGAAAAAGUCGCAAGAGGAUGAAGCCGAGGAAGUCGCGGAAGUCGCCCCGAUGGAUGAAGAAUUGGCAAUCCAGGAGGACCUUCAACGCAUGCGCGAGAAUGAAACCACCCGAGAGAAGAAGGAGAGGCGUAGGGAGAAUGCCAAGAAACGAAAGGACAUCCUGCGCUUGCAAAUGCACAUGACUACACCAAUGGAUAUUGGUAUGGAUCAAGUUGGUCUCGGAGGCCCAGACAGCACUUUCUCCCUGAAAAGAGUGGAUCGAGCAGGUGCUCGUGAUGCUGUCGUCAAUGCCCGUGACCUUCCUGCUGAAAGCGAAAGUGAGGAAGAGGAAGAUGAAGAGGACGAGGACAGCGAUGACGAUGGCGACCGUCUCGAGAGAGAGCUUGAUUCCAUGUACGACCAAUACCAAGAUCGCAUGGAAGACAGAGACACGAAGCUCCGUGCGAAGAAGGCACGAAAGCCCUACGAGACUGAUGAGUGGGAUGGUUUCUCAGAGGACAACAAAAGCGACGAUGAGGACGAGAAUGAAAACUCGGAAUCGGCUGCCGCUGUGAACGAUGCCCCUCAAACUGGAAAUCUAUCAAAUAACGCCUCGAUGUUCUUCGACCAAGACAUCUUCCAGGGUAUGGACGAGGAGGAGGAGGAGGAGGAUGAGGAAGACGAGGAAGACGACGACGAAGAAGAAGAUGAUGACGAGGAAAUGGAAGUCGAAGUGCAAGAGAAGCCAUCUAAGAAGAAGGACAAGAAGGACAAGAAGCCCUCCAAGAAAGGUGAGGAGGAAUGGGUUGAUUCAGAUGAGGAGCCUGUGGAAUUCGAGGAGCCUCGGAAACCCAACGGCCAACUUGACAUCGAUAUUAUUACAGCCGAGGCUAUGGCUUUGGCCCAGUCAAUGGCGACUGGUGAGAAGAAGUCGUCUGAUCUUAUUGACGAUGGUUUCAACCGCUUUUCUUUCCGUGACGUCGACGGUCUGCCUGAUUGGUUCAUGGACGACGAGGGUCAACACAGCAAGCCCAACCGGCCAAUCACCGCUGCCGCUUCCGCCGCCAUCAAGGAGAAGCUGCGCGCCAUCAAUGCCCGUCCCAUCAAGAAGGUGAUGGAAGCCAAGGGUCGCAAGAAGUUCAAGGCGGCGCAAAGGCUUGAAAAGCUGCGGAAGAAGUCCGCUCUCCUGGCAGAGGACGAAGCACUCAGCGAGCGAGACAAGUCGCAGGCCAUCACCAGGAUGAUGAACCGGGCUACAAAGAAGAAGCCCAAGCAGCAGGUCAAGUUGGUUGUGGCCAAGGGUACCAACCGUGGUAUCUCCGGUCGUCCCAAGGGAGUCAAGGGCAAGUACAAGAUUGUGGAUGCGCGUAUGAAGAAGGACAUUCGUGCGGAAAAGAGACUGGCAAAGAAGAAGAAGAACAAGUCCUAG